GGGUGGACGCUGCCGCCUAGGCCAGUGUUGUCCGCGGCGCCGAGGCGUAGCCAUGAGACGCGCGCUCUGCCGUGCCUGACCGGUUACUUUAGUUGGUGUGCCGACGCCUGCCCCGAUCGUCUGACCGCGCUCAGGAAAGAUGGCGCCCGCCAGCGGCUGCUGCGCAUUCCAGGAGCCUAUGAAGAUUCCCAUCGACCUCAGUAGCCAGUCAGACAUCCUCAAAGGUCCUGAGCUGAUACGUGUGUCCAAAUUCUACAAGGAGAGCAAGGAGGGCAAGUUCGUCAGCUUCUUAGAUGAGGACGUCCGGACCCUGUACGAGACAUUCAGAAAAGGCGCCAAGGAAUCAAAUAAUGGACCAUGCCUUGGAUGGCGUGAGGGACCCAACAGACCAUAUCAGUGGCUUAAUUACAAUGAAGCUCUCCUUAGAGCUAAAAAUUUUGGUUCGGGGCUGGUGGCCUUGGGACUGACACCUUCACCAACAACAUUUGUUGGUAUCUACAGUCAGAACUGCCCUGAAUGGAUCAUAACAGAGCAGGGUGCAUAUUGCUAUUCAAUGGUGAUAGUACCUCUUUAUGAUACUUUGGGACCUGAUGCUUGUGCUUAUAUAAUCAAACAAGCGGAAAUAAAUUUAGUUAUAUGUGAGGAUGAUGCAAAAUGUAAUAUGCUGUUGGAUCGAUCACCACGUUGUUUAAGGAAAUUAAUAGUAAUCAAAGAGGUUCGGCCAGCUACAAAUCAGAGGGCAAAAAACAGAGGUGUAGAAAUAAUCCGCUUUGAAGAAGUUGAGAAACUUGGAGCCCAGAAAGAUAACAGAGAGCAGCCACCAAAGCCAACUGACCUUUGCACAGUAUGCUACACAUCUGGGACAACAGGUAGUCCCAAGGGUGUAAUGCUGACUCAUUCAAAUGUUGUAGCUGCAGUGUGUGCUGUAAUCCUGCAGUUAGGAGAUCACCGGCCAAAUUGCAAUGACGUCAUGAUAUCUUUCUUACCUUUGGCACAUAUGCUAGAACGAUGCUGUGAGAAUGGCAUGUAUCUGGUUGGUGGUGCUGUUGGUUUUUACACUGGAGAUAUUCGAAGACUGUCAGAUGACUGCAAAGCACUUCAUCCAACAGUAAUGCCUGCAGUUCCACGCUUACUAAAUCGCAUCUAUGACAAAGUGAUGGCUGAAAUAAGUGGUUCAUUAAUUAAGAAAUUGUUAUUCAAUAUGGCACUGAGAACUAAGGAAAGUGAAAUUAAAAGGGGGGUCAUCAGGCGGAAUAGCAUCUGGGACAAACUUGUCUUCAGAAAGGUGCAAGAGCAAGUUGGUGGCCGUCUGCGACUCAUGCUUGUUGGCUCUGCACCACUUGCUGGUAAUGUGCUCACAUUCAUUCGCUGUGCCCUCGGUUGUCUAGUAGUGGAGGGCUACGGGCAGACAGAGUGCUCUGCACCAGUAACUCUGACUGUACAAGGUGAUCACGUUCCAGACCAUGUAGGGCCUCCAGUUGCCUGCUGCUGUGUCAAAUUAGUGGAUGUGCCUGAGAUGGAGUAUUAUGCAUCCAAUGGCCAAGGCGAGGUUUGUGUCAAAGGCACAAAUGUUUUUCUAGGCUACUACAAGGAUGAAGAGAAAACAAAUGAAACAGUUGACAGUGAUGGAUGGCACCAUACUGGCGAUGUUGGGCAAUGGCUGCCAAAUGGCACACUGAAGAUUAUUGAUAGGAAGAAACAUAUAUUUAAAUUGUCACAGGGAGAAUAUAUAGUUCCUGAAAAAAUUGAAAAUAUUUACAUUCGAAGCCAGUAUGUACAGCAAGUAUUUGUUUGUGGUGAAUCUCUAAAGUCAUGCAUAGUGGCAGUUGUUGUUCCUGAUGUUGAUGUUAUAAAAUGCUGGGCUCUUGAAAAUGGAAUACCAGGAACAUUUUCUGUGCUAUGCAGCCACCCAGAGGUUAAAAAGCUAAUUUUUGAUGAUAUGAUAUCAUGGGGCAAGGAAGCAGGCCUCAAGUCCUUUGAACAGGUUAAAGAUGUGUAUUUGCAUCCUGAUCCAUUUUCUGUACAAAAUGGUUUAUUAACACCAACACUGAAGAGUAAACGACCUCAGCUGAAAGCUUACUUCAAACCUCAAAUUGAAGAUAUGUAUGCAAAACUCGCAUAGACAUAUCAUUUAAAAAGUUAAUAAAACCGAUCAAGUUAUGAAACUGAGAAGGUGAUACUGAUACCAUGUAAGAAUCAUGGGAAUAUGUUUCUACAUUUUUCUCGAAUAUAUUUAUUUCCAUUAUUUAUAAUAUAUUUAAAGAUCAUAAAACAAUGUGAUAAGUUUUUCAUGAGGACAAAAACUACAUUCUUUUGUGAAAAUGAUGGAUCUACUAUCUGUGACUAUUAUUUUGAGAGACUUGUGAAUAUGAUAAAUGAAUGUGGAUGUCUGAAAGAAAAGUGCAUAUGAUCUUGGAAUGACAAAAAUGUUAAGAAACAGCAUUCGUCCUGUUAACAAUUUAAUGUUCUGAAUGAUCAUGUGUAAUUUAUUACUGCUUGUUAAAAAACUUCACAAGUGAGUGGCUGAUUCUUUAAAAAAAAAAACUGCAUCUAAGCUCUUAAUUGCAGUUUCAUUUGUAGAAAAUAAUGUUUACACACAUUGUUUUUUAUUUAAAAAGAAGAUACUUUUUAAUUAUUUAACAUACUUCAGCUUUAGAACAAAACAUUUUUAUAGUUAAAAUGAUUUAUUUAAAGAUGUGUUCUGUUGUAUACAUGUGUAAUAUAGUGAUUGUUACCUUUUUUUUAUUCACUUGCAAAUUUCAAAUGGUUCAGAUGUGUGUGGUUUAAAAAAAAAAAAAUAGGUAAAAUUUAGUUCUAUUUAGUACUGUGAUUCCUAUCAUUAAAGACCAUCUUCUUGAUUAUAAUCUCAAAAUAUUGUCAGUAUUUACUCAAUGAGAAUGAUGUUUGUGCAAAUAUGCACUAAACACAAAUAGGUACUGAAGUUGUUUUAAACUUCCUUAAAUAUAUUUUUUUUCCCUUCUGCUGUCAGAUAUGUGAAUUAUUGAUGUUACUGCAUGUGCCUUUCUAAUACUUAACACAAUAUAUGAUUGUAAAAAAAAAUUACACCAAGUCAGAUCAGUGCAACUUCAAAUAAAAUUCCAUAGUUUGUGAUUUUCUCUUAGUAAAGUCCUUUAUUACGUUUAAUUCAACUGUUUUUAAUAAAAUCCAUAAAAUGGUUUCAACAUCACAAAGAUACUUGGUGCACAAGAUAUUGAAAUAUUUGUUUUCAAUCUUUUUAUGUUGCAUCAGCUGGCUGCUAAUCUACGGCUGACCCAGGAACACAGAAUACUUACCUUGUAAAACUGUGCAUCUUUCCUCAUGUGAUAUCAGAGAAAAUAAAAACUGAAAGCUACACACAAGUACUUGUGGUUAUGUGUGACACACACACACACACACACACACACACACACACACACACACACACACACACAGAGUCAGAUUUUGCAAAAAGUAGUUGAAAUGGCUGAUUAACUGAAGGAUUUGACAACUGUGAUUCUCGGGCAAGGAGAACUAGAGUCUGUAAAAGUGGCCUUCAUGAAAAAACUGAUAGUGAGGCUGAUCAGUCAAGUAGGUCUACAUAAUUACAACCAGAUAAGGAGCCCUACUAAUAAACAUUACUACAUCUUUCAGAAUAAAAUUAAAUCAUCAGUUGCACAGACAUUUUUAUUUCUCUUUACAAGUUUAAACAAAUUAUUUUGUCUUCUUCAGAAGCUUAGUAUUGGUUUAGCAGAUGUCAAUAUCUUCUUCACUGAAGCUUAAUGCCAUGAUGUGUCCAAAACUGCACAUAUUCUAUGUAAUUUUUAUAACUACAGACUGAUAAAUUUACAGUAAAUGAAUCACAUCUGUGUACAUGUCAAGUUAUUGUGCCAACAGCAGGGAACGUAUAUAACUGUGAGGAAGAUAUUGGCAUCUGCUAAACCAAUAGUAAGUUUGUGAAGGUGACAAAUUAAUUUGUCGGAAUUUGUACACUGAAGUAAAAAGAUCUGUGCAACUGAUGACUCAAUUUUAUUCUGAAAUACACUGACUGAAAAAAAAUUGCAACACCAAAAAAUAAUAAAACCGCAGUAAUGAAAUUCUGGAAAUACAUUUCUCUUGGUAACAUAUGUGAGUGAGUAACAUGUUAAGACCACAGGUAAUGUAAGUACAAAAUAAGCCAUCGUGAAUGUGAAAUGCUGGUACACUAAUAACUAAUGUAAUUGCCAGUGUUGGAUGUGAGCUUCCAAAUGUGCAUUCUUUGUAUUGUACAGGUGGUGGAUGUCAGUUUGUGGGAUGGAGUCCUGUGACUGUUGAACUUGGUUGGUCAAUGUAGGGACAGUUAAAAGCUGUUUAUGGAUGAUGCUGGAGUUGUCAUCCCAACAGUGUCCCAUAUGUGCUCAAUUGCAGACAGAUCUGGUGAUCGAGCAGGCCAAGGCAAAAUGGCAACACUCAGUAGAGCAUGUUGGAUUACAACGGUGGUUUGUGAGAGCGUUAACCUGAUUGGAAACACUCCCUGGAAUGCUGUUCAUUAAUGGCAUCAAGACAGGUUGAAUCACCAGAUUGAUGUACAACUUCGCAAUCAGGGUGCAUGGGAUAACCACGAGUGUGUUCCUGCUUUCAUAUGAACUGCAACUCGGACCAUAAUUCCAGGUGUAGGUCAAGUGUGUCUAGCACACACAGGUUGGGUGCAGACCCUCAACUGGCCUGCUCCUAAACAACACACAGCCAUUACUGGCACAAGGCAGAACCAGUUUUCAUCAAGAAACGCAACAGGCCUCCAACCUGCCCUCCAAUGAACUCUAACCUGACACCACUGAUGUUGCAAAUGGUGGUGGUUUGGGGUCAGUGGUAUGUAUACUAUUAGGCGUCUGGCUCAGAGCUGUCCUUCAAGUAACUAAUUUUUAACAGUUCUUUGUGUCGCUGUGGUGCCAACUGCUGCUCAAAUUGCUGCUGCAGAUGCAAUAUGAUGUACCAGAGCCAUGUGACCUUUCAUUCUUGUGGCCAAUGCUGCCAGCAAUAAUGUACGGUGGCUACACUGCUGUCAAGCUUUUCUGCAAAAAGCUUCUCAUAGCCUUAUUACACAAACUCAUUUAACUUCAGUGAGGUGCUGAUAAAGGUGUUCUUGUUACCUUAAAGCCAUUCUUGACUAGCAUCUACUCACCAUGUCCAAUCUCUGAGGUAACUAAUGCUCAUGAUCGUUUCAACGUUUAUUUAAAGCAAACUUGACUUGCAUCCUGAUAGUGGUGCUACUAGCAUCACUCUUAUGCAACUGGCACAAAAUUGUAAUAGACAUCAUCUUUCAAAUGUGGAAACAUGUCUACCUACUUUCAUUUCUGUUGCGCAACUCCUCCUUGAUGUCCAGAUUUUUUUCCCUUCAGUAUAUACACUACAGUUGCUGUAAAAAUAACAGCUACAAAUAAAAUAAUAAAAAUUAAUGCAUAUGACACACACACACACACACACACACACACACACACACACACACACACAAUAUAGUGGCCAAGUGCAGAAGGUACAUUUAAAUUAAUUUGUUCCUACGGAUUGCUGCCGCAGUUUCUCACUGCUGUUAGACAGUGAACUUCGAAUGUCAUUAGUUUUAUGCCCCUACAUCUACGUGACAUUGCAUUUCAUUCUGCAAGCACUGUAGGUGCAGGAAGUGUACUUCAUAUAGCCAUUUAUGAGACUGAGUAGUCUCACUAAAUUUUGUCCGAAGCAGCUUAAUUUGUUGAACAGUACUUCUCCCACUGUGCUUUGGCUGUUUGUAAGACACACACUAUCUCUAGUCAUCCUCUGCACAGGCAUGGGUCACACUGUGCACCACUAUAUACCCUUAUGUGAGCGGUGGUGAUUCAGGCCAGGUGACUGCGAGGGCAAGGGAAUAAUUUCUUUCCCAUAGAUUCAUCAUCAAAUUACUCUGGUAACAUUCAACAGUGUCAAUGUGGUGUAUCGCUUUGCUAAACAUAUAGAUCUCCAGUGUUUCUUAUUGAGAUCGCCUAGGAGAUUGUUCUGUUUUUCCUUUGAGGCACAUUCUCCAUAGUAAGGGAUCACCAUCAGCUUCAACUGACCCUGUCUGUACAAGGCAUACUUUGCUUGGCACCUUCUGAUGAAACUGUAUGCUGUGGUUUGUUCACACCAACAUGCAGCAUGAUCCAUCUUUACACACAACUUUUUUCUAUGCUUAAAUCGUCCACUGUCAGUGGUCCUGCUCAUAUACUAACAAAUGACCUGUGAUAUGCUGUCAGCAAAGGUACACAUUCUGAAACUCACAAGGAGGCCAUAAUCAAAAAUACUACUGUUUGCAUGUAGUUGUCCAGGACUAAAUUUGUGAGUGAACUGAUGCAUUCUGGAUUGUUUAGCUGCAAGAAUCUGAGUGAACUGAGAGCAAGCCAGUCAUCCACACUUUGUUGGGCACCAUACUUUACCUUGACAGAGCAGUGACAGUCUCAAGGCUGGGUUUCUUGCAAUAAUUGCUUCACACAUCUUGAGAAACUACUCUGGUAGAAACUGUCGAUAACAUCACCGUUGAGCAUCAAUAAGCUGCUCCUCUGGUAGAAAUUAAUCAGUUAACAUUUGAGCUAAGAAUUUGCUGUAUUGUGAUUUGAUUAAAAAGAAACCAGUGAUUCAGGUCAUACACAACAUGUAAGAUCAAAGUGCUCACUGUAGAGCCUUGAACCAUGACGUAAGGAAAGACAACUGUGGCAGCAUAAAUUUGGAACUAUUUUCUGUAUUGCUCCAAAAUAUCUGGCCACGUACCUAUGCACAGAGUUCUUGGCUUUAGUUCAUUGUGUAUGUGACUAUGAUUUGAAAAUAAAUGAUCUCACAUCACCAGGA
This is a messenger RNA of Schistocerca cancellata (South American locust), 6807 nucleotides long. RefSeq names its product long-chain-fatty-acid--CoA ligase 1. Lineage: Eukaryota; Metazoa; Arthropoda; Insecta; Orthoptera; Acrididae. Gene Ontology annotation, biological process: long-chain fatty acid metabolic process. Gene Ontology annotation, molecular function: long-chain fatty acid-CoA ligase activity. The coding region runs from base 140 to 2122 and encodes 660 amino acids. Gene Ontology annotation, cellular component: membrane; endoplasmic reticulum. The record is from RefSeq and is a predicted model, not a curated record. The transcript has 12 exons.